Molecule: messenger RNA, 1800 nt
Organism: Lodderomyces elongisporus
Lineage: Eukaryota; Fungi; Ascomycota; Pichiomycetes; Serinales; Debaryomycetaceae
Exons: 1
Coding region: 1-1800 (599 amino acids)
Source: RefSeq, a predicted model, not a curated record
AUGAUCAAGAGCAGUCUUUAUGAUUCAAUUGAUUUGGCGUCAACACUGAGUGGUAAAAGUAUCCAGACUUUGAAUAAAGAUGGCAAUGAACAACCGAUGCAGUCAAAUGAAACUGUGACUAAAAUGGAGGAUAUAGAUGAAGAUGCCGAUGAUUAUAACCCCGAAGAGUUUAUUUCGAGCAAUGAAGGUAUAGUCAAAUCUAAAUUGACCAGCUCUUCUCAAAAUGCGAUCGAAAAACUGAUUUCUGGAUCAUUUGAUAAUGAAUUCUUGGAAGCGGAUUCCAUCACAAGUUUUGAAGGUCAAUUGCCACCGUCAGACGUUUUGAACAUGUUAGCAAGCUUGGAAUGGACACGCGCUAACACGGAUCUGAUAGAGCAUCUUUCUAGAAAAAUUGCUUUUUUAAAAGAUAACAUAAGGAAAACUGUCAGUUUGCAUGGCGAAUACUUGAGCUCUGGACGUGGUGAUGUUCCUCUGUUGAGGGAAUCUGCUCGUAAAUAUUUAUUGGAGGUCUCUCAAUGUUUCUUAUCACUUAACGAGAUUUAUGAAAAACAGCAUUCCGAUGUCAUCAAUAGUGAAUCUACAUUCAAGUGUUGGAGCAUGGCUAGAGAAAAACUCUUGAACAAAAUCAACAGAACCCUGAGCGAUAAAACCAAGCAAGGUGCUAAGCUAGCUUCUUUGGUGAACGAAUCUAACAAGAUUGACAAUGAGAUAGAAGAUCUAGAAUUAAGGAUUGCAAGACUAAAAGAGAAAAAAGCCAUCAUAUCGAAGGAGAUAGACUAUACACUGAGCGUUAUUCAAAGUCGAACAUCAGUGCUUGUUGAUCAGCUCCAGGAUAUUGAGGGCAAAGGUAAGCGUGCACUUUUCGAUUAUCUAGCAAGCAUGGGGUAUACAAAGGAAGGUAUAAUACAUUUAAUGAAUACAAAAGUGGUACCGAUUGAGUUUGGAUUACAGAAAUUUAGAAAAAUUGAUGUAAAAUCAACAAUGUCACAGGAAAGUACUUCUCAAGGUAAUAUGUUAGUACCACGUAACCCAAAUAAUUUAGAGGAUGCAAACAAAACAGAGACAGGUUCCGAUCUAGAUUUAGCGACAAAGCAAAACAGAGCCCAAUCUUCCCAUUAUGAUAUUGCUUCCAAAGACGCAUACGAACGUGGUUAUGCUAAAGGAGUUAAUAGCUCAUCUGCUAUCAAGACCCAAUUACAAAAGCUUAUCAGCCACAGAAAUACGACACCCUCUACCCUACCGGCUAGCAUGCAAACUUCUAUACAUGUAGAAGAUGGAAUGACAAUUGAACAGACGGAUUUGAACCGAGUUUUGGAGUUCCUACAUCGACAAGCGCAAGCUCUUGACUCGCAAAUUUUGGAAUCUUCUCGCGCAGCUGCAGCUUUCCAUGAAAAUGCACUCGCAUGGGAGGAGCUCCUGCGUCAUAUUUUACGACUGGAAGAAGACUUGGAGAAACUGAUUGCAUUACCAUACGAAAACGAAACCAGUAAGACAUAUACCACUUCUCUUACGAGAAAAAUUCAAGGGAGUUUGAAAAGGACGCUUGAAACCUUGACAACCCGACAGAGAGAUCUCGCAAAUCCAGAUAUUCUACCGUUGCAUCUGCAACAACAACAACAACAACAACAAAGACAGCUCCAUGAUUAUCGUUUUGCAAAAAUGGUUGUGAACGAUCUACUAGAAAACGAAGUUCAAGCAGUGAGGAAAGCGUUACAAUUAAUCCACAAAAAUGUAGAAAACAACAAUGAUGCGAAAGAUGCGAAAGAUGCGAAAAAUAUCAAUAACAACUUUGAAGCAUAA